AUGAUGCAAAAUCGUCGUUCUGGCUCUUACGACAGAAAUCGUACACCAACACUAAUGCCAGAUCCGAGUAAUUAUCGUUGUUACAAUAAUUGUCGUUGUUUUAAUAAUUAUCGUUGUUUUGAUAAUUAUCGUUGUUUUAAUAAUUAUCGUUGUUUUAAUGAUUUCGUUGUUAUACUAAUUAUCGUUGUUACAUGGACAGCAUCACAGCGUGAUUUCUACGUGGAAUUUGUAAAUGAGGAGAAAAAAUAUGCAGCAAUGGCACGAGAUAUAGCGCAAGAAGAUUACUCAUCACUGCUCGGUCGAAAGGUUUCUAUAUCCUUUUUGGAUUUUCUAGAUAUCCCUCCCCCCCAUCCCUACCCCCUCCCGCCCUCUGUUAAAAUACCUAUAAUAAUGUAG
Gongylonema pulchrum is the source of this 396-nucleotide messenger RNA. NCBI's taxonomy places the organism in Eukaryota, Metazoa, Nematoda, Chromadorea, Rhabditida, Gongylonematidae. The record is from the annotation of a GenBank genome assembly.